Messenger RNA from Scleropages formosus (Asian bonytongue), 2910 nucleotides. Its product is annotated as dnaJ homolog subfamily B member 6-like. Bases 318 to 1445 code for a protein of 375 amino acids. The record is from RefSeq and is a predicted model, not a curated record. The transcript has 9 exons. Gene Ontology annotation, molecular function: Hsp70 protein binding. NCBI's taxonomy places the organism in Eukaryota, Metazoa, Chordata, Actinopteri, Osteoglossiformes, Osteoglossidae.
UCAGCCUGAGGAGUGAGCGCAUGUACCAGAAAAGGACUGACGGGGGGUCUGAUCAAACGUACUGUACGCAGCUCCGAACCACGGUCCCCUUGCAUUUUAGCAGCCGUGAAGAGAAUCGGCGUUUGUGACGCAAACUCUAUUUUGUCGCCGCGUGUCGUUCGAGAGUUGCGAGUUUAAACGUUAAGAACGUAAUCAGACGCCCCUCCCUCCCUCGCCUCGUCGAAGCAUUUCGGCGACUUUUCCCGAGCGCGAGGACUCGGCGGAGGAGAGGCUCGCGAACUGUGCCCUGCUAAAAAGGCUCAUAAAUUAGGGAAGACAUGGUGGAUUAUUAUGACAUUUUGGGUGUAUCGCGAAAUGCCUCUUCUGAAGAUAUCAAAAAGGCGUACAGGAAGCAGGCGCUACGGUGGCACCCAGACAAGAAUCCAGACAAUAAGGAGGAAGCCGAACGGAAGUUCAAGGAGCUAGCCGAGGCUUACGAAGUUCUUUCUGACAGAGACAAGCGAGAGGCUUACAACAGGUAUGGCAAAGAAGGCCUCUUCAGCUCAGGCUCCUCCAGUCCAGCAGACUACCCAGGCUUCACCUUCACAUUCCGAAGCCCAGAAGAAGUGUUCAGAGAGUUUUUCGGCGGCGAGGAUCCGUUUGCUAGCUUCUUUGAUGACUUCCCCUUCAGCAGGAUCCGAGGACAUUCGGGGGCCUCGCGAUUUGGACCAAGUCGUUUCUUCUCCUUCCCCUCUGCUGGAGUGGACUUCACCUCUUUUUCUUCUUCCAUGGGAGGAAUGGAUGAUAUGGGGGGAAGCUUUGGAAACUUCAAGUCCGUCUCUACUUCCACACGUAUUGUUAAUGGGAAACGCACCACUACUAGAAAAAUCAGAGAGAAUGGCCAGGAGAGAACAGAAAUUGAAGAGGAUGGAGUCUUGAAAGCUGUUUUAAUCAAUGGUGUGGAGGAUGAGAUGGCCCUGGCCUUAGAGCUGAGCCUUAGAGAUCAGCAGCAGAUGCAGCAACCGCGCCUGCAGCACCGGUCCGGCUCGGAGCACUCCGGUUUCCGUGCCCAGGCUCCAGCUCAGCGGUCCUACAGCUCUGCGCCUUUUUUCUCCCACCCUGAGGAUUUUGUGGAUGAUGAGGAUGAUGAAGCCCUGCAGAUGGCCCUCGCUUGCAGCUUAUCAGAGGCGGACGCACAGAGAAGAGCUGCAUCUGCAGACAUGAUUUCAGGUGCCGGGGAUGGGACCGGGAAGCAGGGAGGCUGGGCUAGGGAACAGAGGGCUGGGGACAGAUACAAAAAUGGGGAGGUAUUCGCUGAUCAGUAUACAGCACGCAACGGGGGAACGAAAGCCGCGGCACCUGUCGAGAAGAGGGCCGCAAAGGGUAUCGGUCUCCCGGCAUUUCAACGGGGGCAGAGCGCCAGUUAUCCAUCCGAGAACAAGAAAUGCAGGUGUGUGGUGUGCUGACAUGCAUGGAGGACACAGCCCUCAUGCAGCAAGGUAACUUCCUGCUGCUGUGUGCCAUAGCUGCGUGAUUGUUCAAGGAGUUUGUCGGGAUGCAAGGGAGCCGCUAAUAACGAAAACAUCUUGCAUGUAAAUGAUUACUGAGUGGGUGGAAGGGAUCCAGUCACCUUGUCAUCUUGCACUUAGUGAACUAUGCCUUUGCCUCCUGCAUCCCAUUAAUCUUGCGCUGGUCUUUGUUAUGGGUGAAUAUGGUGUACCCUAUAGUGAAUACUUUCUAAUAAUUUAUACAUGAGAAAUCAAGCAUGAGCUAUGAAAACUGCUCAGUUGUUGUGUGAACUUAUGUAUCCACUUUGUUCCUGCUGUGUGCUAUAAUUUACCGCAAUGUCUAUGUACAUGUUCUUGUUUGGAAUGGAAUCAUUCUUCAAUCUCAACUCUAGCAUGUGUGUUACAACACAGAAACGGAGCCCUAGUCCCUGUGGGCUGUGUUAUGCUGCUGUUUAGUCUCAGCUGUCAUUCUGAAGUAGUUACCUGGAUAGCAUCACAACAUGAUAUUUUAGGUGUCACACGUGUUUCUGCAGGUUUGAAUUUUGAAACCCACAUUCCAGUCCUCAAAAGACCACUGCGAUACUGAGUAUUAAUAUGGUGAUGGAGUUUCUGUGUCACCUGCAGAAAGUGCAGUAAUGCACAAUUGCUGCUGUUAAGCAGCUGUGCCAAGGAUGGUGUUGAUUUUGCUGAUUGUAGUGUGGUAUUAUGAAAAACAAUUUUUUUUAAUUUUUAUUUUUAUAAACAAAAGGUUUAACAACAUGCGAAUGGACAUGAAAGCAAUUUGUCAGCUGUGUUAAAAUGAUUUAGCUGGUCCUUGCGUGGCAGAAAUUAAUUUUCUCUACCCCCACUAUUGUGUUUUUUUUUUGUAAACGCUGCCUACGUGUCGUUUGAUACGGCUGUGGCACUAGUGUCCCUGCUAGUCCAAUAGGUAAAUUUGUUGCAUAACGGGGUGGAUGAAACGGAUGAAAUAGUGACCCUAAGAUCAGCUAUUUCUUUUGAUGCUGUUGUAGUGAUUGCAGUUUGUGUCUUUGACUUACCUGUCAGCUACUAAAAGCAGAAAAUCAGGCUGGCCAAAUCUACCGCUCACUAUAUUAGUGGCAAGUCGUUUUAAAACCUAGAAAAGCGCUUAAACCCGUAUCGCCUUAUAAAUGAAUAUCUAUCAGCAACACUGUACAACAAAAGAAAAUCUGUGUCCUUUGCUUUGAGGGAGUGCUGGCACAUUAAUGUAAUAAUGCACAAUGCUAACAAGUAAUAAAGUUUUUGAGGACUAAUUGCUGCUUUUUUUUAACUUAAAACAGACAUGAAUACUUUUAAGACGUAAAGGGGAUAGGUGGGGGAAAGGCAGGAGGCAGUUGUUCAGAAGUUUGCUUUUGAUAAUGACUGUCGAGUUAUUACUAGCUCCAUGUGGUCUGUUUCUGGUCUG